Molecule: messenger RNA, 2628 nt
Organism: Glycine soja
Lineage: Eukaryota; Viridiplantae; Streptophyta; Magnoliopsida; Fabales; Fabaceae
Product: receptor-like protein EIX2
Exons: 1
Coding region: 1-2628 (875 amino acids)
Molecular function (GO): protein binding
Source: RefSeq, a predicted model, not a curated record
AUGUGUAGCAGUUUGAAGAUUCAUUGCAACGAGAAGGACAUGAACACACUCCUACGCUUCAAAAAAGGAGUCAGAGAUCCUUCAGGCAUGCUCUCCUCAUGGCUCCCAAAAUUAGAUUGUUGUCGAUGGACAGGAGUCAAGUGUGAUAAUAUCACUGGCAGAGUUACACAGCUUAAUCUCCCAUGUCACACAACUCAACCUGAAGUUGUUGCUUAUCAAGAGAAAGACGACAAAUCACACUGCCUAACAGGUGAAUUCAGCCUUACCUUGCUGGAACUAGAAUUUUUGAGCUACUUGGAUUUCAGCAACAAUGACUUCAAGUCUAUCCAAUACAGUUCAAUGGGUAACCACAAAUGUGAUGACUUGUCAAGAGGUAACCUUCCCCAUCUGUGUGGAAACUCCACCAACCUCCAUUAUCUUGAUUUGUCACAUAAUUAUGAUCUGCUUGUCUAUAAUCUCCAUUGGGUUUCCCGUCUUUCCUCAUUGAAAUAUCUUAACCUUGGAGGUGUUCGCCUUCCCAAGGAAAUUGAUUGGCUUCAAUCAGUCACCAUGCUCCCUUCUCUUUUAGAGUUGACCUUGGAGAAUUGUCAACUUGAAAACAUCUAUCCAUUUCUUCAGUAUGCUAAUUUUACUUCACUUCAAGUUUUAAAUCUAGCUGGCAAUGAUUUUGUAUCUGAGUUGCCUAGUUGGUUAUUCAAUCUUAGUUGUGACAUCUCUCAUAUCGACCUUAGCCAAAAUCGCAUAAAUAGCCAACUCCCUGAAAGAUUUCCAAAUUUUAGAAGUAUUCAAACCUUGUUUUUAUCUGAUAAUUAUCUCAAAGGACCUAUUCCAAAUUGGCUUGGACAACUUGAAGAACUAAAAGAACUUGAUCUUUCUCAUAAUUCUUUUUCUGGUCCAAUCCCAGAAGGCUUGGGAAAUCUAUCAUCCUUGAUUAAUUUGAUACUUGAGUCAAAUGAGUUGAAGGGAAAUCUUCCAGACAAUCUCGGGCAUCUCUUCAACUUGGAAACACUUGCAGUUUCAAAAAAUUCCUUGACUGGAAUUGUGUCUGAAAGAAAUUUACGUUCAUUAACAAAUUUGAAGAGCUUUUCCAUGGGUUCACCUUCUCUGGUCUAUGAUUUUGAUCCUGAAUGGGUCCCUCCUUUUCAACUUGUAAGUAUUUCAUUGGGCUAUGUGAGAGACAAACUUCCGGCAUGGCUAUUCACACAGAGUUCUCUAACUGAUCUAAAGAUUUUAGACUCAACUGCUUCAUUUGAACCUCUUGACAAGUUUUGGAACUUUGCUACUCAACUUGAAUAUUUCGUUUUGGUAAACAGCACAAUCAAUGGAGACAUAUCAAAUGUGUUGCUAAGCUCAAAAUUGGUUUGGUUAGAUUCCAAUAAUUUAAGAGGUGGCAUGCCUCGUAUAUCACCAGAAGUGCGUGUUUUGCGUAUAUAUAAUAACUCAUUGUCUGGAUCUAUUUCUCCUCUCUUGUGUGACAGCAUGAAAAAUAAAAGCAAUUUAGUGCAUUUGGACAUGGGUUAUAACCAUUUAACGGGAGAACUCACAGAUUGUUGGAAUGAUUGGAAAUCGUUGGUUCAUAUUGAUUUAGGUUACAACAACCUAACAGGCAAGAUUCCUCACUCAAUGGGCUCCUUGUCUAAUCUUCGUUUUCUGUAUCUGGAAAGCAACAAGUUCUUUGGAGAGGUACCUUUUUCACUAAAUAACUGCAAGAAUCUUUGGAUACUUGAUCUUGGUCACAAUAAUCUUUCUGGAGUUAUACCAAACUGGUUGGGUCAGAGUGUGAGAGGUCUUAAAUUGAGAUCCAAUCAAUUCAGUGGCAACAUUCCCACACAGCUAUGCCAACUUGGUUCCUUAAUGGUGAUGGAUUUUGCAAGCAAUAGAUUAUCAGGACCAAUACCUAAUUGCUUACAUAACUUCACAGCCAUGCUUUUUAGUAAUGCUUCAACUUAUAAAGUUGGCUUUACUGUUCAAUCACCAGAUUUCUCGGUAAGCAUUGCAUGUGGUAUAAGGAUGUUUAUAAAAGGCAAAGAAUUAAAUCGUGUUUAUUUGAUGAAUGACAUUGAUCUCUCGAAUAACAACUUGUCUGGAAGUGUGCCUUUGGAGAUUUAUAUGCUGACUGGAUUACAAUCCUUGAAUUUGUCCCAUAAUCAAUUAAUGGGAACAAUACCACAAGAGAUAGGCAACUUGAAACAAUUGGAGGCCAUUGAUCUCUCAAGAAAUCAAUUCUCGGGAGAAAUUCCUGUGUCCUUGUCUGCCUUGCAUUACCUUUCAGUCUUGAAUUUGUCGUUCAACAAUUUAAUGGGCAAAAUCCCAUCAGGGACCCAACUUGGUUCAACAGACCUUAGCUAUAUUGGCAAUUCUGACCUCUGUGGACCUCCGCUUACAAAGAUAUGCCCACAAGAUGAAAAAUCUCACAAUAUUACAAAACCCGUGAGAGAAGAAGAUGAUGAUGAUGAUAAAUCUGAAGUAUAUUCCUGGUUCUACAUGGGCAUGGGAAUUGGAUUUGCUGUGGGAUUUUGGGGAGUUUUUGGCACCAUUUUGCUCAACAGGAGAUGUAGACUUGUUUAUUUUAGAUUUCUGCACCGAGUGUGCGACUUUGUGAUUCGAAAGAUGAUCUCCAUCUACUGA